AUGGCAGAAGGGCUGUACUGUAACAGCUCCUUUGAUAACAUCUACUGCUGGCCCAACACACCUGCAGGAUAUACUGUGUAUAUGCCAUGUCCCAAGGGAUACGACAACACCAAAAUCCUGGCUUACCGGAUUUGUACGGAGACGGGAGAGUGGCUGAAGGGAAACUGGUCCAACUACACUCUGUGCGUGCCGCAUAAGAUCAGACGUGUGCCGCCGCCGGAUCUGUCCAUGCUACUAGCGGUGAGAGAUAUCUACUUCGCGGGCUCGGCGUUAUCUCUGCUGAUGCUGUGUAUAUCCAUGUUCAUCUUCUGCUAUUUCAGGAGACUACACUGUGACCGCAUCAGAAUCCACAAGCAGCUGUUGUUGUCCCUGAUCUUCCGGUCCAUCAUCCUCAUCAUACUGAUGCAGCCUGGGGACGACUCUGGGCCUUCUUACAUGAACGAGCCUGUAGUGUGCCGGAGCCUGGUGGUUCUGUCCCAGUACUUCAGCAUGUCUAACAUCUUCUGGAUGCUGGUGGAGGGCCUGUUCCUGUACAUGCGCUGUGUGGUGGCAGUCUUCCACUACCUCUCAAGUCUCGCAGUCUUCUACGUCAUCGGCUGGGGUGCCCCGGCGCUGUUCGUUGCAGCGUGGACAGUGGUGAUGUACCUGUUCGACACAGAGCGGUGCUGGAUGGACUACACCAGGUUAUCCUACGCCUGGAUCGUGUCAGGGCCGAUCGUUGUCGUUCUUGUGGUGAACCUCUACUUCCUACUGCAUAUCCUCGUGGUCCUAAUCACCAAGAUGAAAGCGGACCAACAGUCCACACAGUUCGCCGAGCCAUGGAAAGCCCUGAAGGCGAUGUUCAUCCUCCUGCCGCUGCUGGGACUCACCAAUCUGCUGUUCUUUGUGGAUCCACAAGACGGCGGUCUGGGCGAGGACAUCUAUCAGGUCUUUAACGCUGUCAUGCAGGCGACACAGGGGAUGUUUGUAUCUAUGAUCUACUGCUUCACAAAUGCCGAGGUUCAGAAUGUCAUCCGUGACAAGCUAGGACACCGUAACCACCAGCCCAAAUUUGACAUGCAGGGUCCAGCCCAGCGGAGAGGUCUGCUCGCGUCCACCACAGCUUCUACUACAGUCACUCAGUCUCAUGCAGAGACCCGGCUGUGAUGGUGCCAUAGUGACUGGGGCAGGGGGGCAAUCUAUCAUUCCCAAACAUGCAAAUGAGGACAUGACUUUGCAUAUGAAUCUGGAUGUGCAUGGGAAUCUUCCCAUGUAUGCUAAUGUCUUUUGGACACUGGAGUUAGCGGGGCUAACACUGGACUUAGCGGGAGAUUCAAACUGAGCCCCGCUCUGGACCCAUCGUGCCAAGAGGUCAAACACCUGUGCUGUAGCAUGCCAUUGUAUUCGCAGUCAAUGUCAACUUUCAAGAACUGUAGAUUACAAUCGUUCAGUAAACAGAACAACAUGUACACCCAUGUCAACCCUUUGUGAUACUUCAUUGUCGAGUGUGGCCAUGUGAUAGCAGAUCUGAUAUUCUUUGUGUCUGUUGUGGUUCAAAGUUGUGCUUGAUGUGAUGUGUAUGUGCACUGCAAAUGAUGUUAAAA
Branchiostoma belcheri (Belcher's lancelet) is the source of this 1583-nucleotide messenger RNA. Its product is annotated as calcitonin receptor-like. The coding region runs from base 1 to 1146 and encodes 381 amino acids. The transcript is spliced from 11 exons. Gene Ontology annotation, molecular function: G protein-coupled peptide receptor activity. Lineage: Eukaryota; Metazoa; Chordata; Leptocardii; Amphioxiformes; Branchiostomatidae. The record is from RefSeq and is a predicted model, not a curated record. Gene Ontology annotation, cellular component: plasma membrane. Gene Ontology annotation, biological process: adenylate cyclase-modulating G protein-coupled receptor signaling pathway; cell surface receptor signaling pathway.